Messenger RNA from Acanthopagrus latus (yellowfin seabream), 11116 nucleotides. It is a transcript of the gene notch2, whose product is annotated as notch receptor 2. The record is from RefSeq and is a predicted model, not a curated record. Gene Ontology annotation, cellular component: signaling receptor complex; membrane. Gene Ontology annotation, molecular function: calcium ion binding; signaling receptor activity; protein binding. NCBI's taxonomy places the organism in Eukaryota, Metazoa, Chordata, Actinopteri, Spariformes, Sparidae. The coding region runs from base 1582 to 9084 and encodes 2500 amino acids. Gene Ontology annotation, biological process: multicellular organism development; Notch signaling pathway; apoptotic process. The transcript has 35 exons.
AGAUUUUUUUCUCGCUCUAUUUAACAUUAUGAUAUAGGGCAUAUUCUGACAUUUUCUCAGGGAAUAAUGCACGAUGUUCAUGAGAAAAAUAAGAUGUACAUAGGUGGCUGGCAAAGAAGCGCGAACGAGGACUGUGCUCUACGGAGUGCCAAUCUAGUUUUCUCAAAAUCAAGAACUUUGAGAAAAAUUCCAGCUAUGAUUUCCCAGAGCACACGCUUAUGUCUUUUAUUGACUUCUUUUUUUGUUUUUAACAAUAAACAGUAAAAAAAGAAGAAAAAAAACAACAAACAAGACAGUGAUAUUCAUUUAUAAUAAUAAAAGAGAGAAAAAAAAGUUUGACAGUUUUGCUUAAAAUAAUAUUGCUAGUAAAUCGUCAUUUUUGAUGAUAACAAAAAGAUUAAAAAAAACAAAAGCCAAAAGUUGAUUGUUUUGCAAGAUGUGGGAAUAUUUUUUGUUGUGGAAAAAAAUUACAUCAUUGUAGUCUGUCUCUUAAGAAAACUGCACUCUUCUAACAGCAAAAACAAUCUAAUAUAUUAAGGGCAUUAACGAUCCAGACACCACAAUAUUCUUACAGCUACAUAUUCUACCUUGAGAACUGCAUGACUGUUUCACCUGAGAAAGUGGUGACUAGACUGUAACCUGCAGGUAAACACACUGCACCAACACUGACAAACUGAAGCAGGAGAAACGUGCCUUGAUUUACGCACCUCCAUUUCAUUUCGUGAUACACAUUAGCAUGGUAGUGUUCUUCAAUGAAGCAAAACAUGCACAUGUAUGUACUGUAUGUAUGGGGUGGAUGCUCUUUACCCUCCUUUUUGUCUCCCACUACAAAGUCUACAUUCUCGUGCUCAUAUGUUACCUGUAAACUUGACGCUGUGUACCUGAGCCCCGGAACACAGUCUACCUUUAUGGACACGAGAAAAAAAAAAGGGUGGGUGUAAAAUAUCGUAAAUAAAAAUGGCAGGAGAAAGAAGAAGAAGAAAAAAAAGAAACAUCAUUGAAGGGUUAAUUUUUAGUCAUACCAGGCUCCGAGAAGUAGAAAAAUGAGAAAAAAAAUUCCUCCGCCGCGGCGACACAGAGAAAGAAAACUUUAACUCCCGGAGUGUUUAAAUGUCCAGUCUAGGCUCAAAUUAACAACUGUGUUGAGGGGUGUUUAUUUUUUUACGCGGUCACAAACAAAUGCAACGUAGAUAUACGCUUUUAAAAGAAAGUUUUUAACCAUCUUUUCAGUCGGACCAUAGAUCCCCGCUGACUUCGGCGGAAGGAUAUGUUUUUCUGCGUCUCCGCUCUGACUUCAGUGAGUGGUGAGCGUUCAGGGCUGAGGACUUUUUUUCGCCGCCGUGUGUCUCUGCUACGACUUAAAUUAUGUUGUUUUAAUCGGUUUCGAACAGAGCAGCUUUUGGGACACAUGUAGAAAAAAAAAAUUUAAAUUAGCGUGUUACUAUAAUUCGGCUCUACACGUAGCUCAGUUGUGUCUCUGUGUGUGUGAGUCAUUUCCAGCGAGACUUUUUUGAGAAGUAACCGUCCCGGGAGGCAAACUUCACUUCGGUUUGGCGACCUUAUGUGGAUUUUACAGAAAAUAUGGAGCAGAUCCCCGGUUUCUCCUCGGGCAAACCACUAGUCUUCGUCUUCUGCUUCAUUCACCUCUCCCUGGCCCUGCAGUGUAUGGAUGAUAAGGCGCCUUGUGUUAACAACGCGACGUGUCUGACCUUCAGCAACGGUACCGAAUACUGCAGGUGUGCACCAGGCUUCCUGGGAGAGUACUGCCACCAUAAGGACCCGUGUCAUCCUGGCUUUUGCCAGAAUGGAGGGAACUGCUCUGUUUCCAUGUUAGCUGGAGUACCUGUACCUGGCAGCGCCAGCUGCACCUGCCCUCUCGGCUACACCGGCCAGCACUGCCAAACUCCCCAGAACUCCACGUGUUAUCCCAACAACCCCUGUGCCAACAACGGCGUCUGCACCCUCCUGUCACUUGACAAGUACAAGUGCGAGUGUACCAGAGGAUGGACAGGGCUGCGGUGUGAGCAGGAGGACAGCUGUCUAUCCAGUCCCUGUGCCAACGGUGGAACGUGUAGCUCUCUGUCUGGUGGCAGCUACACGUGUUCCUGUCCACCUGGCUACACAGGUCCUCGGUGCCUUAAUGACACAAAUGAAUGUGCUGCCACACCCUUUAUAUGCCAGAAUGAGGGAGUAUGCGUCAACACCCCUGGCUCUUACAAGUGUAACUGUGCCCCUGGGUUUACUGGCAGACACUGUGAAAGCUCUUACAUCCCUUGCUCACCUUCACCGUGCCUAAAUGGGGGCACCUGCCACCAGACCUCUGAAAGCAGCUACUCGUGCCACUGCCUUCCAGGUUUCAACGGGACCAACUGUGAGAACAACAUAGACGACUGUCCCGGUCAUCAGUGUGCCAAUGGAGGAACUUGUAUGGAUGGAGUAAACACCUACAACUGCCAGUGCCCUCCAGAGUGGACUGGCCAGCACUGCACAGAAGAUGUCAAUGAGUGUCGCCUACAGCCAAACACUUGCCAGAAUGGAGGCACCUGCAGUAACCUGAUCGGCAGCUAUCAGUGUGUGUGUGUCAAUGGCUGGAGCGGGGCCGACUGCUCUGAGAACAUUGACGACUGCGCCACAGCAGCAUGCAGCCCCGGCUCCACCUGUAUCGACCGCGUCGCGUCAUUUGUCUGCCUUUGCCCCCUUGGAAAGACGGGUCUGCUUUGCCAUAGAGACGAUGCCUGCAUCAGUAACCCGUGUCGAGAGGGCUCUCAGUGUGACACCAACCCCAUCAGCGGCAUGUUCAACUGCAAUUGCCCACCUGGAUAUGUAGGCAACACCUGCAACAUCGACAGAGACGAAUGCAGCAUUGGUACCAACCCCUGCGAGCACGGUGGUCAGUGUGUGAACACUGAUGGCUCCUUCACCUGUAACUGUGCUAGAGGUUACUCUGGGCCACGCUGUGAGCAAGAUGUCAACGAGUGUGCCUCCAGCCCCUGCCAGAACGAUGGCACAUGUCUAGACCGUAUUGGGGACUACACCUGCAUCUGCAUGCCCGGAUUCGCUGGGACUCACUGUGAGAUAGAGAUGAACGAGUGUAGCAGCUCGCCCUGUUUGAACCAGGGUAAAUGUCUGGACCAAGUCAGCCGCUUUGUCUGCGAAUGUCCAGCAGGCUUCAGUGGUGAAAUGUGCCAGAUAGACAUAGAUGAGUGUUCCAGCACACCCUGUUUAAAUGGGGCCAAGUGUAUCGACCGACCCAAUGGAUAUGAUUGUGAAUGUGCUGAAGGCUUCGCUGGUCCGCUCUGUGAGGAAAACAUCAACGACUGUGUACCAGAGCCGUGCCACCAUGGUUUGUGUAAAGAUGGCAUCGCCACCUUCUCCUGUGAGUGCCAUGCUGGAUACACAGGCUCCAUCUGUAAUAUCCAGGUCCAGGAGUGCCACAGCAACCCCUGUCAGAACCGAGGGCGCUGCAUUGACCUAGUCAAUGCCUACCAGUGCAACUGCCCACCGGGAACCACAGGAGUUAACUGUGAGAUCAAUGAAGAUGACUGUGCCAGCAACCCCUGUGAGUACGGAGAGUGCCAGGAUGGCAUUAACGAGUACAAAUGUGUGUGCGCCCCAGGAUAUACAGGGGUUAAAUGUGACGUGCAGAUCAACGAGUGUAACUCAAACCCGUGUAUGAGCGGGGGAACCUGUGUGGACAAAGUCAAUGGGUUCCACUGUUUGUGCCCGCCCACCACCCAUGGCCCUCUGUGCCUCUCCGGGACCGACCACUGUGCUCCUCAGCCUUGUGUGCAUGGAGAAUGCAUCGAACAGCAACACGGGUAUCAUUGUGAGUGUGAGGCCGGCUGGGUGGGACAACACUGUGAGCAGGAAAAGAAUGAGUGCUUGUCCAAUCCGUGCCAGAAUGGUGGCAGCUGUUUGGACCGAUAUAAUGGCUACACCUGUGUUUGUCUACCUGGAUUCAGAGGAGUAAACUGUGAGAAGAACAUAGACGAGUGCGCGUCCGGACCCUGUCUGAACCAGGGUAUCUGUAUAGACUUGGUCAACAGUUACAGCUGCCAGUGUAGUCCACCAUUCACAGGUAAGCACUGUGAGGUGGAACAGGUUCCCUGUGCCUCUCAUCCAUGUGAGAGGGGAGGAGUGUGUCGCCCGACUGCAGACUACACCUCUUACACCUGUCGGUGUCCCGCUGGCUGGCAAGGUCCACGCUGCAGUGAGGAUGUGAAUGAAUGCAAAAAGAACCCUUGCAAAAAUAACGGUCGCUGCAUUAAUAGCCAGGGCAGCUACACGUGUAAAUGUCAGCAGGGAUACAGCGGACACAACUGUCAGACAGACAUCGACGACUGCUCACCCAACCCAUGUCUGAAUGGAGGCUCAUGUGUGGACGAUGUUGGGAGCUUCUCCUGCGACUGCCGCCCAGGUUUCGAAGGGGAGCGCUGUGAGACUGAAGUAGACGAGUGUGCCAGCCAGCCCUGCAGGAAUGGUGCCAUCUGCCGGGACUAUGUCAACAGCUUUGUGUGUGAAUGCCGACCAGGCUUUGAUGGAAUCCUGUGUGAACACAACAUCCUUGAAUGUACCGAGAGCUCUUGUCUUAAUAAUGGCACUUGCAUUGACGACAUCAACACUUUCUCGUGCCGUUGCCGUCCUGGUUUUUACGGGACGUUCUGUGAGUAUGAGCAGAAUGAGUGUGAUUCUCAGCCCUGUAAGAACGGAGGCACCUGCACUGAUGGCCUGGGAACCUACCGCUGCACCUGCCCUGUAGGAUACAAUGGACUGAACUGCCAGAACUUUGUGAACCUGUGUAGCCAGGUGCGCUGUCACAAUGGCGGCUCUUGCUCUCAGACAGCAGCGACCUCCUGGACCUGCCACUGUACAGUGGGAUGGACGGGACUUUACUGCGAUGUACCCAACAUGUCCUGCCAGGACUUUGCUGCUAGAGCAGGUCUGGAAGUUGAAAGUGUGUGUAAGAACGCUGGGCGGUGUGUGAAUGUGGGUAAUUCCCACAAGUGCGAGUGCCAGCCAGGAUACACAGGGAGCUACUGUGAUGAGAUGGUCGACGAGUGCAAGUCAAACCCUUGCCGCAAUGGAGCUACAUGCAAGGGCUAUCAGGGCACAUACGAGUGUAAAUGCAAACCAGGCUAUCAGGGGGUGAACUGUGAGUACGAUGUUGAUGAAUGCCACUCUAAGCCCUGCCUCCAUGGAGGUACCUGCAUCAACCUUAUCAACCGCUUCACCUGCGCCUGCCCACCUGGAACACACGGAAUCCAGUGUGAAGUGAACGAUGAUGACUGCGCACCCAAGCAAGGCUCCUGGGAACCUCGCUGUCUGAAUGGAGGACAGUGCGUGGACGGUGUGGGCCGCUACACAUGCUCCUGCCCCCCAGGAUUCGUUGGAGAACACUGUGAGGGGGAUCUCAACGAGUGCCUCUCGGCGCCCUGUUAUGCUCCCGGCAGCCUCGACUGUGUGCAGCUGGUCAACGAUUACCAGUGUCGCUGUCGCCUUGGAUACACAGGUCGCCAUUGUGAGUCCAUGGUGGAUCUGUGUCUGUCGAAGCCGUGCCACAACGGUGGCGUCUGCUCUAUGAACAUGAGCUCAGUUCAUGGCUACACCUGCUCCUGUGUAUCUGGCUUUACUGGGUUAAACUGUGGCGACAUAGAAGGCUACAGUUGUGAAAAGCUACGAUGCCAGAACAGCGGGCGCUGCGUGGUGUCCACAGCUGGCCACCUGUACUGCCAUUGCCAGCCAGGCUUCAGUGGGGCACACUGUGAGAAUCAACUGAGGUGUCCGUGGCCCUGCCAAAAUGGAGGAACCUGCGACCAAUCCAAGCCGUACCAGUUCAGCUGCCACUGCCCCCCACACUUCACUGGACGUUACUGUGAGAACAAACUACCCUCAUCUGGCCCUCCAAGCUGUCCGUAUCUUCAGUGUGGGCAGCAUUCGCAGGAUAGAGUGUGUGACGAUCAGUGUAACAACCAUGAAUGUCAGUGGGAUGGAGGAGACUGCUCGCUCAACUGGCAGAAGCCAUGGGAAAACUGCACCGCCAGUAUCCCCUGCUGGGAUCGCUUUAAGAACAGACAAUGUGAUAAGGAAUGCGACAACCCUGGGUGCCUCUUUGAUGGCUUUGAAUGUCAAGACUUAAGUCCCUGCAAGUAUGACAGGUACUGCGCAGACCACUACGGUGACGGCAUCUGUGACCGGAGCUGCUAUACGGAGGAAUGUGGCUGGGACGGCUUGGACUGUUCUGGUGACACUCCAGCCAAUAAGAUCACUGGCACUCUGGUGAUAGUGGUCCGGCUGCAGCCUAAGGAGCUACUUGGAGACAUAAGGGGUUUCUUGCGCUCACUGGGAGCCCUGUUGCACACUAACCUGCAGGUUAAGCGGGAUGAAAACAAAAAGCUAAUGGUGUACCCUUACUUUGGGGUGGAGGAGUUUGGACGCCAUGGACAGAGGAGCAGAAGCAAGAGGGAGCUGGAGAGGGAGGUUAUUGGAUCUGUGGUGCACCUGGAAAUCGAUAACCGCGAAUGUUCCCUGAGUUCUGUCGAAUGUUUCUCCAGCACUGACGAGGCUGCGUCCUUCAUUGCUGCAGCACACAUCAAGGCUGAACUGCCAUACCCUCUCGUAUCUGUCAACAGUAGUCAGGCGCGCAUUGAUCCACAUACACAGGUUUUACCAUACCUGGUCGGAUUGGCAGUGGUUAUUAUUCUCCUUAUCCUGGUUCUGGGGAUGCUUGCAGCCAAGAGGAAGCAUAAGCAUGGUGUCCUGUGGCUUCCUGAUGGCUUCCUGGCCAAUAAAAAUGACAAGAGGAGAGAGCCUGUGGGACAGGAUGACUUUGACAUGAAGAAUUUCAAGACCCAGGAUGGAGCCAUGAUUGAUGGAGGACAGAGUCAAAGAUGGCUGGAAGAUGAGGUCCCAUCCAAGAAACCCAGAACCGAAGACAAGCCCUUGCUGCCCAUUGCUAUGGACGGAGGUGUUGACCGAAGGGAGUGGACGCUGCAGCAUCGAAAGGCCGCUGACAUCACCCUCACUCCCCCACAGGCCGACCUGGACACUGACUGCUUGGAUGUUAACGUCAAGGGUCCUGAUGGUUUCACCCCACUGAUGUUGGCGUCGCUGCGUAAUGGUGGAGGCCCCGACUGCAGCCUGCACGGGGAAGAGGAGGAGGAGAGUGGAGGAGAUGAACCAGGACCGAGUGUCAUUUCAGACCUGAUCUCUCAAGGUGCUUCUCUGUUGGCUCAGACCGACCGUACGGGAGAAACGGCGCUUCACUUGGCUGCCCGCUACGCCAGGGCUGAUGCUGCCAAGAGACUGCUGGAUGCCGGAGCCGAUCCCAACGCCCACGACAACAUGGGGAGAACUCCGCUGCAUGCUGCAGUGGCAGCUGAUGCGCAGGGAGUCUUCCAGAUUCUGAUCCGGAAUCGUGCAACAGAACUGGACUCCCGCAUGAACGACGGCACCACUCCACUGAUCCUGGCAGCCAGGCUUGCCGUUGAGGGGAUGGUGGAGGAGCUGAUCCACUGCCAUGCUGACAUCAACGCUGUAGACGACCAUGGCAAAUCUGCUCUGCACUGGGCAGCUGCAGUUAAUAAUGUCGAAGCAACUCUUGUCCUUUUGAAGAAUGGAGCUAACCGUGACAUGCAAGACAAUAAGGAGGAGACGCCACUGUUCCUCGCAGCCAGAGAGGGCAGCUUCGAGGCAGCUCAAGUUCUCCUCGACCACUACUCCAACCGUGACAUCACUGAUCACCUGGAUCGACUGCCCCGCGACACGGCUCAAGAGCGUAUGCAUCAUGACAUAGUGCGCCUGCUGGACCAGUACAACUUGGUUCACAGUCCACACAACGGGCCUAACCACAUGGGUGGGGGAAACUCUGUUAUGUGUGGGGCCAACGGAGCAGGCUUCAUCGGCAUGCGCCCCGGGCCGCAAGGAAAGAAGAGCAGGCGUGGCGGAGGUGGAGCAAAGGUGGGAGGUGUUGGCGGGGGAGCUAAAGAGCUUAAAGACAUGAAAGCGAAGAGAAGAAAGAAGCCCGCUGGAGGAGAGGCGCCAAGCGUGGUUGCUGGAGUGGGAGGAGGAAAUGGAGGGGGUGCAGGAGGAGGGAGUGCUAACGGCGUGAAGGCAGCAGGAGGACUUCCGGAGAGCUCUGUCACCAUGUCACCUGUUGACUCCCUGGAGUCGCCGCACUCGUACACAGGCGACGUGUCCGCCGCUGUCUCCACAACAGCAAACUCCCCUCCCCUUCUCAGCAGCCCCACCUCCAGACCUAUGCUGCCCCCCGUCAGCCACAUGCUGGGGCAGCAGCAGAGCUGGGUGGGCAUGACCAAGCAUGGCUACGGCAGCCACCUGUUUAACCUCGUACCGCACCAGAUGGGGGGCUCUCACCCUGGCAUGGGCCAACACCACGGCCAGGGGCCGAUGCUGACUCCCAUGAACGUCACCAUGAGCAGAGAGCAGCUCCCGCCCAUCGUCACAUUCCAGAUGAUGGCGCCUGGAGGAGGCCAGGCCAUGCUGAAGCAGCCUCAACCGGGGCAGGUCCAGGUCACACAGUCCCAGGGGCAGAAUCAGGCUCACUCCCAGCAGGGCCCAGGCCACCUGCACUGCUCCCAGAGUAUGAUGUACCAGAUGUCGGAGCAGAUGGGCAUGGCGCAUGGGCUCCCCCACACCUUGCAGCACGCUCACACCGUCAGCCACGGAGGCCACAGUGGGAUCGAGGGUCAGUCUCGGCAGCUGCCCUCCUAUCCACCUAUGCAGAGCCCCGUGGAUAAAUACCCCACGCCGCCUUCCCAGCACAGUUACACCACCGCCGGCUCAGAGGGCACCACCCCCGGCAACUCUGCCCAUCCACCCAGCGAGCACCCAUAUCUCACUCCUUCGCCCGAGUCCCCAGACCCUUGGUCGUCAUCUUCGCCACACUCCAACUCGGACUGGUCUGAUGUCACCACCAGCCCUACCCCUCUGGGCAACCCACACCAUGCACUGCCAUCCUCACACCACACACACAUUCCAGAGCAGGUGCAGCUGCAGCAGCAGUCGCAGCAGAUGCAGCAGGCCUCUCAACAGCCUCAGCUCGGAAACAUGCAGGUGUUUGCGUAGGCCGGCCCAAGGAAAGCAUGAACAAUCUGACUUUGGGGUUCUGUGUAGUUAAGUAACACAAAGUGACUCUCACGAUGCUUUUCUCACUUCUCUUGUUAACUCUCUUUGUUUGUUCUUCAUUAUAUUAAUCGGUCACCUCCCCUUUUCAUGUUCUCUCCUCCUCUUUGCACUUAAGAAAACUGUGUAUAGUUUCUAAAACGUUGUUGAGUAUUAUCACCUAGAAAGCAAAAAGUUCUCAAUACCAAAAAACGUGGAAUUAGUCAUCUGUCACAAGUUACAAUCAGUUUUCCAUGUUGUGCCUUCAAUCCCAGCUGAGCCUCCUCUGCUCUCUGCCGGCCAAGUCCAGACUUUUUCUUUUCGUCCUCUGGCGCCUGAACACAAACUGUUUAUUGAGGGAUCAUCAAGGAAGUGCCAAGCAGAUGGCAGCCAGCUGGUAUUGCAUCAGAAAACAGACUGCUGAGAUGGACACUGAGAGGACGCUCCACAUUGAUAUUGUCUGAUUUUGGAGGAUGUUGUUUAGCUCUGCUUUAUGCUACCCUUGUUUUUAUUGUUUAACGUGAUAAGCCUAAUACUAACUCCUCGUCGAAAACCAUUCACUCUACUUUUUUUAAUAUGAUGGGUCAUAUUCAGUCAAUGCUUUAAUUCAAAACUACCUAGUUGCCUUUUUUGUUUUUUUUUACUUCUGCAUUUUUAAUGUGCUAAAGGGGGAAUUUUAUAAAAAAUACUGUUGCGUGACUAGAAAGACAAGAGAAUUACAGAUGAUUCAGUAAGGCACACAGAUGUAUCUUGUUACUAAGGGUUAAAUGUAUUCACUGCAUUGAUUAAACCUGAGUUAUAAGUGUUUCCUAUCAAACACACAUGGAACGUUCAAUAAAUGGAGUUUUUACUUGCACAUUGUCAGUGCAGUGAGAACACAGCGUAUUACUCCUGUCAUAGGUAGGUGCUGUUACAGAAACACAGAAGAGUCGAUUUAAUACCAAAUCCGAUGCAGUUACGUCUCACCACUAUUAUUCAUGUGUUGUUGAGGGAUUCAUUCAGAAGCUUGACGAACUUUAUGCAAAUACAUACAUUAGUUUAAUAUGUUGUAUGAUGAAAUGUACAUAGACUUACAGCACAUUCUGCUUGUUAUUACUGAGCUCCGUUUGGCAAAGAUGUGUUGACAUUUUAAUGUUUUUUUAUAUGAAUUCUGUUGGCACUUCAAUGAUUCUGAAUGUUACAGAGGUGCAUGUUUCUACCUUUUCUAAGCCGCCUCUAUAUUUUCUUUUCCAAAAUCAUUUAACCAGUUUUGCCUUUUUUGCUUGACUACAAUCAGUGUAUCUGUGCACCUUUUUUUUUAAUUGUCAUGAUUCAUAAACCAAGUCAGGAGGUGAGUGAGGUUUGAUAAAGUAUUUUUUUUUGGUCUUUUUUCUUAAAGAUGAUGUUGAUCAUAGCUUUGUGUUACUGUUCUGUGAACACAGACAAUCAUUCGCUGGUUUAUUUUUGACACUUCAAAACGGAGCAUCACUGUCUCUAAGACCAAAUUUAUUUUUUCUCCUGCCAAAAAUGUUCAUUAUGACCACUUUUUUGGUCAGUUGUUACCCUCUUUUUAGUUUGUGUUGUGGUGUAUUAAAGACUUUUGACAGCACACACAUCAGUUACCAAGAAACAUUGUUUUGGUUUAAAUUACUACUGCAGAUAUUUUCAUAUUUCAGCCAUAUUCCCUUUUACGUUUUCUCUGUUCUUCACAAAACACAAGUGCUGUACAUCAAGGUGUCAGUCAACAUUUUUCUGUUAAGAAUUUGAGCACGUCAGAUCCCGUUCAUUUGCGAGGCAAUUUCUCCAUGUUGUGAAUAUAAAAUGUUUUUUGUUGUUGUUGUACUUUUCUCUGUUAACCAAAUAGCCUAUGAUGAUAAUAUACAUGCCAUAUGAAGUAGUGUUCACAAUGUUUGUAUAAGGUAGAACUAAAACUGAUGAUAAAAUAAGUUGUCUGUUGCAGAAAAACCAAAUUAUCAGCCAAAUGUGCUUACUGAAAUAAAGCCCAGAUCUUCAUAGA